UUUCCAUUAUCCGUCUUCUUACCCGCUCUGCUUUAACCCUUGAAAACUUCCUGCUCAAACCAUGGGCUUCAAAACCAAUAGCCAGCUGCCUUUAAGCUUCCGUCUAGGAAGUCGCCUCGUUUUUGCGAAAAGUGCCACAUGGAUAGAUGCACGGAAGCCGAAUGUGUGUCACUUGGAGCUUAUCCAGCCCUUCUUCUUGACUCUUAUGCAAUAUACUAUCGGCUUUCUUUGCCCCUGGAUCAAAGCACGCUGGCCAGAAUGGUUUCUACCCGAAGCUGUUAUUCUCAAAAGACCGAAACCGGAUUGGGAAUCAGAAUACGCCACAGAAAAGAAAGCCUACGAGCUUCUAAGGCCAAUUCAGGGUGUUAUUACCCCUUAUUUCUAUGGUGAGGCGGUAUAUGAUGGAUCCCCAGCACUUGUCCUUUCAGCCGUUACUGGACAAGAUCUGUAGGACAUCGCACACAGCAAAUCUCAUAUAAACGAGAACGAGCUAUAUAAUAGCCUUCUGGAUGCUAUGGAAAC
Aspergillus steynii IBT 23096 is the source of this 522-nucleotide messenger RNA. RefSeq lists its product as uncharacterized. The record is from RefSeq and is a predicted model, not a curated record. Lineage: Eukaryota; Fungi; Ascomycota; Eurotiomycetes; Eurotiales; Aspergillaceae. Bases 62 to 451 code for a protein of 129 amino acids. The transcript is spliced from 2 exons.